Molecule: messenger RNA, 231 nt
Organism: Ectocarpus sp. CCAP 1310/34
Lineage: Eukaryota; Phaeophyceae; Ectocarpales; Ectocarpaceae
Source: the annotation of a GenBank genome assembly
AUGGAGGCUUCAACCCUCAAGCUGUGUAAAGUAACGCACAGAGGGCAGGCAAAGUCUUGCCAAGACGUGCCCUUGGAUAGUUCGGCCGAGCUGGUACGGGUCGAGGGUCAGCACAGGAGGCCCAGGAAGGACGGACGCUUCAUGUUCCGUGUUUCGACAGGAACCCCUAGAGGCCUGAAGAACAAAGUGGAUGCUGCUAUCUCUCGCGUGCUCUCGAGGCAGCUAGCGUGA